Molecule: messenger RNA, 1127 nt
Organism: Daktulosphaira vitifoliae (grape phylloxera)
Lineage: Eukaryota; Metazoa; Arthropoda; Insecta; Hemiptera; Phylloxeridae
Exons: 1
Source: RefSeq, a predicted model, not a curated record
AUGACACCAAAUUGCGUACUAUCGAUAAUAUUGAUGAUAAAAAUUCAAUUGAAAACACAUAUAUUCCAAAAGUAGAACUCUCAAAUAUUUCAUCCUUAAAUAAAAUCGAAACUUCUUCAACCGAUAGUAAAGAUGACACCAAAACGCAUUAUAUCGAUAAUUUUGAUGAUAAAAAUUCAAUUGAAAACACUGAUAUUCCAAAAGUAGAAUCCUCAAAUAUUCCAUCCUUAAAUAAAAUCCAAACUUCUUCAACUGAUAUUGAAGAUGACACCACAUUGCGUUCUAUCGAUAAUAUUGAUGAUAAAAAUUCAAUUGAAAACACUGAUAUUCCAAAAGUAGAAUCCUCAAAUAUUCCAUCCUUAAAUAAAAUCCAAACUUCUUCAACUGAUAUUGAAGAUGACACCACAUUGCGUUCUAUCGAUAAUAUUGAUGAUAAAAAUUCAAUUGAAAACACUGAUAUUCCAAAAGUAGAAUCCUCAAAUAUUCCAUCCUUUAAUAAAAUGGAAGCCGCUUCAACCGAUAUUAAAGAUGACAUCAAAUCGCGUUUAAUUGAUAUUGUUGAUGAUAAAAAUUCAAUUGAAAACACAUAUAUUCCAAAAGUAGAAACCUCAAAUAUUCCAUCCUUAAACAAACUCGAAACUUCUUCAACCGAUAUUAAAGAUGACACCAAAUCGCGUUCAAUUGAUAAUAUUGAAGAUAAAAAUUCAAUUGAAAAAACUGAUAUUCCAAAAGUAGAUUCCACUAAUAUUCCAUCCAUAAAUAAAAUGGAAGCUUCUUCAACCAAUAUUGAAGAUGACACCAAAUCGCGUUCAAUUCAUAAUAUUGAUGAUAAAAAUUCAAUUGAAAUAACUGAUAUUCCAAAAGUAGACUCCUCAAAUAUUCCAUCCUUAAAUAAAAUGGAAGCUUCUUCGACCGAUAUUGAAGAUGACACCAAAUCACGUUCAAUCAAUAAUCUUGAUGAUAAAAAUUCAAUUGAAAACACUGAUAUUCCAAAAGUAGAAUCCUCAAAUAUUCCAUCCUUUAAUAAAAUGGAAGCCGCUUCAACCGAUAUUAAAGAUGACAUCAAAUCGCGUUUAAUUAAUAUUGUUGAUGAUAAAAAUUCAAUUGAAAACACAUAUAUUCCAAAA